AUGCACUCCAUCGUCAUCCAGGAGGCCGAUUUUAUUUCGCAAGAGCAUCUCAUCGCUGGCGACAAUCCAAACAAGCUUCCACCCUGGCUUAUAGAAAAUCUCUCGCACCUAUCUUUUAGGCAUUGGCUACCUGUACAAGCCCAUCUGAUACCCAUGAUCAUGGCCAGGAAUAACGAUUUUAUCGUCAAUGCGCCAACGGGCUCUGGAAAAACGUUGACCUAUCUCAUCCCAAUAAUGACGAUGCUUUCUUCGCGCAUUGUUCCGGCACUCCGUGCAUUGAUUAUUGCGCCAACGCGUGAUUUGGCGAUGCAAAUAUACAAAAUUGCGGUUUUGCUUACCAAAGGUUCUGAUUUGAGAACAAUUGUUGUCACUGGCGGAUCAAAUUCGUCAUCAAAGUUCUGCGAAGAGCAGAGAGCAAUUUCGUAUGGUGGCGAUGAUGGAAAAAUGGGGCCGGAUUCGCUUUUCCAGCCCGUUGACAUCCUUAUCUCGACCCCAGGACGACUGGUGGAUCAUCUCAAUGUGACGCCUGGAUUCCAUCUUUCUAACUUGCAAUUCCUUAUUCUGGAUGAAGUUGAUCGCAUUGUAGAUGGCAUCCAGUUCCAAGAUUGGAUCAAUCCCGUUCUAAACUCCAUGUCUGAUUGCCAAAAGCGAUGGAAGCCGCAUGCCGAAUUGGAGCCUUUUCUCAAGAAAUUAACUGCAAAUGAAAAUUUUCAUUUUGAGCAGCAACGGGCCGUUAAACUUUUAUUUUCGGCAACCAUCACCAAAAACCCGCUCAAGCUUUCUCAAUUGAGGCUUGAAAACUUGGAGAUUGUAACUCUAAUUCCAGGAGGACAUCUGACCGCAGCGCACAAAUAUGGCGAAGCAAAUUUAGACAAUCAGACA
Mitosporidium daphniae is the source of this 882-nucleotide messenger RNA. RefSeq lists its product as uncharacterized. Gene Ontology annotation, molecular function: ATP binding; nucleic acid binding. NCBI's taxonomy places the organism in Eukaryota, Fungi, Microsporidia. The transcript has a single exon. The annotation marks the transcript as partial. The record is from RefSeq and is a predicted model, not a curated record. Gene Ontology annotation, cellular component: nucleus.